CGCAGGCGCAAAUUGACCUUUCGGUUGAAGAACCCGUCGGUCACAUGUGAGUGUCGAUAAAUAUCUUAAUAUUAUCGUGAGACCCUUUUAUACAGUUCAUAUUACCUUUUUCAUCACUCCUGACCGUAGUUGCACUCAAUAGACAACAAAAUGGGUGACAUCGAAGAUACACAUUUCGAGACCGGGGACUCCGGUGCUUCGGCCACCUUCCCCAUGCAGUGCUCUGCUCUGCGCAAGAACGGCUUCGUGAUGUUGAAGGGGCGUCCCUGCAAGAUUGUGGAGAUGUCCACUUCCAAGACCGGUAAACACGGCCACGCUAAGGUUCACUUGGUCGGAAUUGAUAUCUUCAAUGGCAAGAAGUAUGAAGAUAUCUGCCCCUCUACUCACAACAUGGACGUACCCCACGUUAAGCGCGAGGAUUACCAACUUACUGACAUUUCUGACGAUGGCUACCUCACUCUUAUGGCUGAUAACGGUGACCUGCGCGAGGACUUGAAGAUUCCGGACGGGGACCUCGGUGCCCAGCUGCGUUCCGACUUCGACAGCGGCAAAGAAUUGUUGUGCACCGUGCUCAAAUCCUGCGGUGAGGAGUGUGUGAUCGCAGUGAAGGCAAACACAGCUCUCGACAAAUAAACCAACUCAGCAUUUAUAGGGAGUAACAAGCGUAUAAUUUUUUUACAAUCAACUCUACAUAAAUGUAAAACAUAAUAUUAUGUAUAAUUUAACGUAAAAUAUUGUGGUUUGGCGCGGAGCUCGCGAUUUACUCUCCGAACGUUAGCUGUCUCGCAUUAUAUUAGCAAUAAUCAUAGCGAUCGUGUCGACAAUACGGUUGUUUUGUUGUAAGGAAUACAUAUCUAGAGAUACGUGAGUUAUUAACUAGUCGUAUGUCUCUAGUCCUUAUACUAAAAAUCUCAGGCCUCUCACUCUAUCACCAACGGGUGGAACUGACAGAUUCUUAGUACAGGGAGACACUGGCUGGCCGACAUUGUUACCCCGAGUGUACGAUUAUUGCGCAUAAAUGGAAUAUUGUAACUUAUGAAAUGUUUAACCGGAAGCGAAUAUAAUGUCAUAUGUUAAUUUAUUUAUAUUAAGUUUAAUAUAACUCCGUUUGUGAAAGCGCCAGUGAAGUUGCACAUGAGCUCCGAGUAUUGAUUACAUCUGCAUUGUGCCGUGAAUAAAUAUGGCUGGAGCUAGUGCGCAAUACAGUGGCGCGUUCAGACUCGGAUCGACGGGCCGGCGUCCGGCUCAGUCCGGCUCAGUCUGGCUCAGUCAGGCGGCCGGCAGCGCUGCAGCGCCGGGACGAGAGUGUGGGAGUGCCGCGCGGAAACUUCACGUUUGUUUUGUUUUGUUUGUUCUCUUUUCGCUUAACGUCUACUCAGUGUCAUCUUCAUGUUGCGCUCCGCGAGCGGCCGACCGUCGUAGACCGAUAUCGGCUAAGCUCCGUGUAGUUUGAUAAUAAAUGUUUUAUAGUCGUUUGUAAACUGACGUAAGGAGGACGCAAACUUGAAGUUAUUACCAUAUUUUAAUGCUAAAUUAAUCAAUACAUAUAAAAUCAAGAAAACAAACAAAAAAAAAAAUAGAAAUAAAUAAAAUUCUUGAAUGUGGUGUGUGAUUGAUUAGUCCUUUGGGCCAGUGUCAUGUAUUUGACGCGGUCCCGUAUCGCCGAGAGUGAGCGCACGUCGUGCCCGCCUCUGCGUUGUAUCCCUUUGUGUAACACUUGCCAUCUGUUCAAA
Achroia grisella is the source of this 1733-nucleotide messenger RNA. RefSeq names its product eukaryotic translation initiation factor 5A (gene eEF5). The transcript has 4 exons. The record is from RefSeq and is a predicted model, not a curated record. The coding region runs from base 151 to 633 and encodes 160 amino acids. Gene Ontology annotation, biological process: positive regulation of translational elongation; positive regulation of translational termination. NCBI's taxonomy places the organism in Eukaryota, Metazoa, Arthropoda, Insecta, Lepidoptera, Pyralidae. Gene Ontology annotation, molecular function: ribosome binding; translation elongation factor activity; RNA binding.